Messenger RNA from Hippoglossus stenolepis (Pacific halibut), 4670 nucleotides. It is a transcript of the gene homeza, whose product is annotated as homeobox and leucine zipper encoding a. Gene Ontology annotation, cellular component: nucleus. Gene Ontology annotation, molecular function: DNA binding; DNA-binding transcription factor activity, RNA polymerase II-specific. Bases 592 to 2592 code for a protein of 666 amino acids. The record is from RefSeq and is a predicted model, not a curated record. The transcript has 3 exons. NCBI's taxonomy places the organism in Eukaryota, Metazoa, Chordata, Actinopteri, Pleuronectiformes, Pleuronectidae. Gene Ontology annotation, biological process: regulation of transcription by RNA polymerase II.
ACCCACCAGCCCGCCGUCACUGUGGGAGAGUCGGUUGGGCCUUGUGGGCUUCCUGGUCCUCAGCUCCGCCUCGCCUCGAUCUGGCCGGACAGGGGAAACACUUCUCAGUUCAAGAACAAAAGCAACAACGGGCAGAGCCGCGGAGGACCGAGUAACGGCGACUCCGGGGAUCGGAUCUGAACCUCAGCGGAUUGAGAAAUAUACGAAUCCGGCGACAAGGACCAGCCGAGGACUGAACUCGCACGAAAGGCGACAAACUUGGUCGCCUCGCAUCUUUCUAACCCGCCCGUAAUCCGUCGAGGUGCUUGACAAAUAAGACAAGGGUCAAACCGACAGACGGUAUUGUUUCCCCGGUUUCCCUCUCUAACUUCGGCCAUAAAAAAGCGGAGUGGCCCGAGAGGAAACUCGAGGUUUCCUUUGUUUUCUUCUCGUCUCGACGGACCUCGUGGAUAAAGGGUUGUUUUGUCAUUUUCGGUUUUUGUUGCCGUAUCUGCCUUUGUGAAGAGGCUACACUUAUCUUUUGGGGCCGAGUACUUGGAAGUGGAACAAAGCCCAACUGGGAAAGGGUGAGAGCCCGUUUUGAUAUCCCAGAUGGCAACCUACAGUGAACAUAAUGGCAGAAAUGGACUAAUUGUGAGCAUGAAGGAGUCUUUUGAAGGAAAAGUAACAAAGAAAGAAUGUGAAGGAAAGUUUGAAGCUAAACGGGCUUCCAAGGAUUUGUGCCACUCUGCCAGCUCAGCGGAAAGCAACACAAGUGGUGUGGCAAGUUUCACCACUAACCACAACUCUGUUGUGUGCCUGCCUCUGGUGUCGGAGGGACUAAAAUUGGUAUGGACACAGUCUGAUCAGACCCGUGAACUUGACACAAUCCCAGAGUUGGUCCAAGCCUUUAACUUAUUUCCAUAUCCAUCCUCCCAUGAGGUUAACACACUGGCCCGGGUAUGUGCCCUGCCACUGGACAAAGUCAAGGUGUGGUUUAUGGUGCAGAGAAUUAAAUAUGGUAUCAGCUGGUCAUCAGAGGAGAUAGAAGAGACGCGGCGGAAGCUAGCAGUGCCUGAGCUUCAUGAUGAUUCUACUGAAACAAACGAGGAAGCCAAAAUAAAGAGCAAGAACAAGAUAAGUGAGGAAUUGGUAAUUGAGGAUAAGGAUAGCGAAGAAGUGGAGGUUGCUCUCUCCAGCGCUACCCCCAAGAAGACAAAACCAAAGUGUGAGUCACCAGAUUCAUAUAAACCAGCUAAACCCACCACCCCAUGUUUCAGUUCCACCCUCCCCCCUCCUCAGGAUUCAUACUUCUAUCGCUCACCAGCAGACCCGCCAGCAAGCACAGCAACUGACGUCUCCCUUGACCUUUCAGAGUCAUCAUCAAGACAGCACCGUCACGGCCGCUACAAAAAGUCCAAAGCUCAGCUCGCUGCUCUUCGAAAGAGCUUUCUGAGAGAGAACUGGCCUGCAGAGGCAGAGCUAAGACGUUUGCAGGAAGAAACUGGGCUGACCCGUAAUGACAUUCGUAAAUGGUUCAGUGACAGCCGUUAUCAGCUUAGAGUUGGCCGUGGAAGCCUGGCAGCAGCCCAGAGCUAUUCUCAACACACUGCUGUGGGAGGUAAACAUGAUCAACAAACUCAACCUCUUCCACUUAUUACUCAAAAGACUCCUCAGCCUAACAGCGUGAAGGUCAACGAGGCAACCCGUAACAGUGGAACAAGAAAUGCACAUUUCUUCCAGACCUUUUUGACAAACAGCCUGGAAGCAUUUGGGGAUAGAGGACCUGAGACAGAAGAGUGUGAUGUUAUGGAGGAGCUGUCUGGUGACGGGGACAGUGUCAAAGACGAGGGGCAAAGUGAAGAACAGCCCUUACAAUUGACCAAGACCUGCAAGAUUGAGACAGAUAUUCCACAGGAACCAUCUGAUGUAUUAAAAUCAUCUCCCCACUCUUCCCCUUCUAGCAGCCCACCACCAACUAAUAAACAACUUUCAAACAGUAGCAGCACAUCAAAGAAGUCAUCCCACCCAGCCAAAGCCAGUCCCUCACAAACACCCAUGCACAUCUCAGGGGCUUCUUCAACUACAUCUUCGUCUCCUGCUCUCACUCCUGGUGGACGACCAAGAAAGACCAAGGAGCAAUUGGAUGUUUUAAAGCAGCACUUCUUGCGCUGCCAGUGGCCCAAGAGUGAUGAUUACACUGAACUUGUUAAGCUUACAGGUUUACCCCGAGCAGAUGUAAUUCAGUGGUUUGGUGACACACGGUAUGCUGUUAAAAAUGGCCAGCUGCGCUGGGUAAAGGGGGUCCGUGACCAGUUCUUGGCUGAACUUGCUGUCCAGCAGAGUGGCAGUGGUUUGACUAAUGGAAGCAGCUCUGGGACAUCUAAUCGGGUUGGCGGUAGCCGCAAACGAAAAUCUCAGGCAAAUGUACCAAGUACAGGUACUCCUGAUAUCCAGCCAUUGCUAGCAUAUUACCUUUCAACAGGCCCCCUACAUGAAAAAGACCUUGACACACUAUGCAAGAAAUCAAGAAUGAGCUACCAGCAAGUGCGAGAUUGGUUUGCAUCUCAGGAUGCGGGGGAGACUGACCAGGAACAAAGUAUUACUGAUUGAGACACUGGAACCAGACAUAAGAAUCGGGCUGUGCGAUAUGACCAAAAUCUCAUGUCCCCAUACGCAUCUUUUCAUAUUCAGAUAAUAUAACCCAGUAAUGCAAAUUUUAGAUAAAUGUAAAAUAAAUAGAUUUUCUCCUCUUUGUACUUUGGCCCAACACUCGACCCGGGUGUUUUCGAUUUUGGCAUUGUGUACCUUGGGUCAAGUUUUCGCACCAACUUUCAAAACCUGCUGCUUAAGCAUAUAAGUGUAGGCCAUGUCUUUACAGAUAUAAGUUUUAACAGCAGUCCUAAGCUUCCAUCUUUGCCAUGUGGUGCAUCAUGGGUAAAAGCCUCUUGAGUCUGGGGUUUGUUUUAAGCACCCAACUGUACUUUUUCUCAUCCGUAAUUUCCUAGUGCUGUUGGACAUUAUUUUUGCGCAGGUGGUAAAAGAGGUUGUUGGAGUCUGUUUGUAAAGUUCUCUUUUCUGGUCUGUGUCAGACUUUUUAUCCUUGUACAACUUUCAUGCAACAGAAGUAGCACCUCUUUUAGGUAUGAGCUCCUGGUUUUGUGGGUCUUUUCAGAAUUGCUGUAUUCUGUGCCACGUUCACAUGUCCUGCCUGCAUCCGUGCCAUGUGAAAAAAAACAACAUCCAAAUAACAAAAAAAAUACUGCUGUAAAGAGUGAAUUACGGUGGAACGAAAUAAACAAUACUGGAUAAUGCAAAGAGACUUUUCUAUUGUGACAGGUUAUAAAUCAUCAUAUCACACAGCCCUACUUCAAAACAUUUCUAAAAGUAGGUGGAGUGCUCCUCAUGUCCUUUGCACCAACAAGCAUAGUUAUUACUUUGGUUUAAAUUGCUUUAAUUGGGGCAGUUUUGUAACAUCCAGUCUUCCCAGUACAAGCCCUUGAUGAGGUUUGUGUUUUUUAUAUAUCCUGCAUUUCCUGCUUAUCCUAAUAUAUUUGGACUGGAAUUAUAAUUGCGCUGCCUGUGUUACUGUAAAUAAGACAGUAAAUUGUACACUGGUUUGCAAUAUUUUUUUAGCUUAUCAUUUUUGUUUAGAUCUCACUACUUAAGAUUUUUCUUAGUAUGAUAUUGUAGCAGUAUAAUUUAAACUGGUUGUACUCUCGGUACCUGACUAUAGCAGAUAAGUAACUGCUCCAGAAAUUGUCUGUUCAUGAAUUUGUUGACUGAUCAUUGUGUGUCAUAAUUCCUUCACAGCAGAUAAUUCCUUUUCUUUGAAAGCACACUGGACAUGUACACUUUAAAUCGAUAUCUUGCACUUUGGUUUCAGAGCCUGCUGCCAUUAUUUCCAUUAAACUCAAUUAUUUCACAAAAGAAUAAUUCCUAACUUGAAAGUGUCAUUUCUGAUCCCUAAACAGGGAGAACUCUGAUCAUGUCUUAAAAAUAACAUUUCAUCUAAUUCUACUUAGGUCAACAGCAUAUUUUUGAAGAACAUUCCUGAUUCUCCCCUAGUCUGCUGUAAUAUUUGAUUUACUAGUAGAAUACUUUGCUUGUCAUUUACAUUUAGCAGUACUGAGAAAGAGGCAAUUGCAUUAAUAUCAUACAGAUAGAGUUGCCAACUUAAUUAUGAUGUGCAUUCACUGAGUCAGUCAGUAUUUUUAUAUAUCUUGUCUUAAUAGGUCUAGGGCAUGACUUUUAAAAUAGACAAAGUAGAUAACUCAUGAGGGUCCACAUACUUUGUAAGUAGCAAAAAGGCUUUAAAUGCAUAUCUAUUUCUGUCAACUCUGAUUAUGAAUAACAGUACAAGCAAAAUAUAUUUGGGGUAUCAGUUCAUGUAUUUAUUAGUUAUUUCAUACAUUGCUGUGUGUUGCAAGAAGAAAAAACUCCCCACUCUUUAGUACUUCGGCUCACAAGUACGAGUCAGAGUUUAGUUCCAUAUAAAAUGUCUCGACAGAUGUUAGAUGACCAGAAUGUUGACAAAGCUGUGCAUCAUUGUAUUGGUCGUGAAACGUUAACACAAGUGUUGUGGGGAAAUGUCCAUAACACUUAGUGUUUACCAUGUAUUUUGUACUGUUUAAAAAAUCUCAUUUGCACAAUUGUGUCACUGGAAACCAGUAAAGGAUUUGCCUUUAUAA